ACAGUGUUGAGUGCUGCAUCUCCAUAUUUAGAAUAUGUGACUGCGAAGUUGGAUUGCCCAUUGGACAGUAUCCGAGAAAACGGGGUUUGCGUGUGUGAUUUCGAUAAGUGCGUGAAGCCGAACUGUGAUAAGAUAUUAAACGUUAUCGAGCAAGAGAGUCCUGUCCCUGGUUCAUGCUGUCCUAUCUACAGUUGCGACCCGUGCACCACCGAGACCAUCCUGGCAGGAAACUGCUCCUGCGCCCCCAAUGCAUACCUAGACAGAACCGGAAAAUGCUUGUGUUCCGAUCCGGAAAAGUCCGUGCAGAAUGGGGAGUGCGUUUGCGACGUGAACAAAUGUCCCUUGGAGCACAUCUGCGACUCGAACUCCGUGAAAGUUAGAGAAAAGAAAGACUGCUGCAUGGUAACCGUAUGUAAAACCUGCCCAUCGGACAGUCAUGCUUAUAUCUAUAACGAUGGUCAGAUCGAAGACAAAUGCGUCUGCUUCCCAUGCCCGAAACCCUCCUGUCCCGAUAACCAGAUCUUGAUUAACAAAAGGAAAGGCCAAAACAUCCCUGGAGCCUGCUGUGACCUCUACGAAUGCUCAAAUCGCUCCUGCCUCGUUCAAGGCAAGUCCAUUAACCACAAUGAGACUUUUAUGUCUAAAAGUAUGCCUGGCGUGGAAUGCAUUUGUAAGAACGGCGUCUCGAUGUGCACAAGUCUGGAAAAACCGGAGGAGCAGAAGCAGGAUCCGAAGAUGCCGUGCUUCAGCGGAGAAAAGAUCUACAGCCAUCAAGAUACUUGGAUGGAAGAUUCAUGCACCAACUGCACUUGCAUUAACGGGAAACCUAAAUGUAUCUCGCAUUUCUGUAUCGUGAAAACCGAGUUCAAGAAAAUGUGUCCAUCCAUGUCGAACUGCACCAAAACUUGCGACGCUGGGUACAAGCAGAACAAAAAUGGAUGCGAAAUCUGCAAAUGUCGCGAGGAUCCCAACAACAAGUACAUCAAACUGACCAACCUCAUCCAACUGCUGAAGGAACUCAACCUCUCCGAGAGCGACGCCAUCGAUAUUAUCAAAGAACAUAUGUUAUCAAAACACACGAAUCCGACCUCGAACAAUAUAUGUCAAAACAAUAUCUAUUUCUCCAUAUUCGCAUGCGUCGUCUUGGUGAUCUUUCUCAUCGGCGUGGGCAUAUACAAAUGCCACAACAUGGAGUUCUCAUACUCGCCGAUGAACAUCAAAAAGAAGAAAACCGUAAAGACCUGUGAGCUGCAGCACUUCACGACCGGCGACAACAAACUCAGCACCAUCCACUAAAAACGACGCGACGAAAAAUUGUCGAAACAAAAUUUCUCGACUUCUUCAAACAUUACGAAGCACAACUCAAGAAAUUUUGUUAACGACAAGUUUGAGAGAAAGAAGAC
Nicrophorus vespilloides is the source of this 1403-nucleotide messenger RNA. It is a transcript of the gene Rcd2, whose product is annotated as cysteine-rich motor neuron 1 protein. The record is from RefSeq and is a predicted model, not a curated record. Lineage: Eukaryota; Metazoa; Arthropoda; Insecta; Coleoptera; Silphidae. Gene Ontology annotation, molecular function: serine-type endopeptidase inhibitor activity. The transcript has 2 exons. Bases 400 to 1296 code for a protein of 298 amino acids.